Pistacia vera is the source of this 1201-nucleotide messenger RNA. RefSeq names its product PAX-interacting protein 1-like. NCBI's taxonomy places the organism in Eukaryota, Viridiplantae, Streptophyta, Magnoliopsida, Sapindales, Anacardiaceae. The transcript is spliced from 6 exons. The coding region runs from base 127 to 1197 and encodes 356 amino acids. The record is from RefSeq and is a predicted model, not a curated record.
CACCCUAAAGGGAAAAAAGCAUUGCGGAAAGUGCGAAGCCAUUCAAAAUCCAAUGACAUUUCUGUUCCUUUACGAACACUAGGUGGGAAUGUACACAAAAGUUAUUGUAACAAAAGUGAAAGAAUUAUGGAAGACAAUCACAAAACCUCUUCUUACAAUAGAGGCACAAAGGAAACCUUUAGAGGAGACCAUGAUAGAAAAAUGGCAUUCAUGCAGUCCAGCGAGGUAAAUGAAAUGGACUUUGGGUUGUUUAGCAAUGGUGUACAAAAGAACCGGGAGUUUGGUGUUUCACCAAACAAGAACCUUGAGCUCUCGAGUUCAGGAUAUACUACCACUAACCGUACCAAUCUUAUGAACGUCGCACGUUCCAACUGUUUUUCUUCUAAAUAUCACAAAAGACCCUUUAGUAAAAACCUACCCAAAUCCUCCCUUUUGAAAGAGCUUAUCAAAUUAGGUGUCCCUGAGUCAAUACCCGAUUUCACAUGGAAGGAAUUAAGAAGACGAAAAGAUACGGCACAUGUUCGUGUAUUGUUUAGCCAGCAUUUGGAUGACAGUGUAAUCAAGCAUCAGAAAAAGAUCUCAGCACGGCUUGGCAUUUCCACCGCAACAUGUCCCAUGGAUGCCACACACUUUAUAGCAAAUAGAUUUGUGCGUACAAGGAAUAUGUUAGAAGUCAUUGCUCUUGGUAAACCAGUGGUGACACAUUUAUGGCUGGAGAGCUGCGGACAAGCAAGGUGUUUAAUAGAUGAGAAGAAUUACAUCCUGAGGGAUGCCAAAAAGGAAAAAGAAAUUGGAUUUAGCAUGGCUGUUUCGGUUGCUCGUGCAAGCCAGCAUCCACUUCUAGAGGGUCGGAGUGUAUUCAUUACCCCAAACAUAAAACCUCCUAAAGAAAUGAUGAGUAGCUUGGUCAAGGCAGUUCAUGGCCAGGUAGUGGAGAAAAGUCAGAUAUCUGCUUCUGCUGCAAACAUCCAAGAUAAUCUAUUCAUUCUUUCCUGUGAAGAAGAUCGUGCAAUCUGUGUUCCUCUCCUUGAUAAAGGAAUAGCGGCGUAUACUUCAGAACUUAUACUGAAUGGGAUAAUAAUCCAGAAACUGGAAUUUGAGAGACAUCAGCUCUUCAAGAAUCAUGCCAGUCGGAGUCAAACCAGAACAAGGUUAAGGAAAGAUGUGUGCUUGCAACGGGAGUUAGUCAAAUUGUAAGGGU